This is a messenger RNA of Calidris pugnax (ruff), 1203 nucleotides long. Its product is annotated as olfactory receptor 8U9-like. The record is from RefSeq and is a predicted model, not a curated record. Gene Ontology annotation, cellular component: membrane. Gene Ontology annotation, biological process: G protein-coupled receptor signaling pathway; sensory perception of smell. NCBI's taxonomy places the organism in Eukaryota, Metazoa, Chordata, Aves, Charadriiformes, Scolopacidae. Gene Ontology annotation, molecular function: olfactory receptor activity; G protein-coupled receptor activity; odorant binding. The transcript has 3 exons. The coding region runs from base 181 to 1203 and encodes 340 amino acids.
GCACCACAUUUCUCUGUGUUUCAGGUGGAACUGGAUGAUCUCAGAGGCCCAGAAGGAACACAAGCUUGAGGGACUGAACGCAAGGUCCCGCUGCAGGGAGGGUUUUCUGUCCGUGAGGUACUUGCCUGUUGUAGAAGAAAUCUCCAGCAAGGAGUUUCCACAGAAAGCACCACCGAGCUGAUGGCAGGAAGCAAUUGCACCCCAGUGACAGAGUUCAGCCUAACCGGGUUCACCAAGGACCUGGUGGCUCAGCUCACCCUCUUUCUGAUGUUUCUUCUUGUCUAUCUUUUCACCAUCCUGGGGAACCUGGGGAUGAUCACCUUAAUCAGGGCCAGCCCUCAGCUCUGCUCCCCCAUGUAUUACUUCCUGGGCAACCUGGCUUUUGUAGACCUCUGUUCGUCCACUGUCAUCACCCCCAAGAUGCUGGUAGACUUUCUAUCUGAGAAGAAAGGCAUUGCUUAUGCUGGGUGCAUGGCCCAGGUCUUCAUUUAUGACCUUUUUGGGAUGACUGAGUGCUUCCUGCUGGCUAUGAUUGCGUAUGACCGUUACAUGGCCAUUUGCCACCCCCUGAUGUAUCCCCUCGUCAUGUCCCCAAAAUGCUGUCUCCAGAUGGUGGUGGGGUCCUAUCUCAUGGGGCUGGCCAAUGGCGUGUGGCAGACUAUUGGCAUGUCCAGUUUAUCCUUCUGCAGCUCCAAUGUCCUUGACCUGUUCUUCUGUGACAUUUCCCUUUUGAUAUCCCUCUCAACCUCCGACACCACCCUCAGCUACCUUAUCCUGAGAACUUCAGCCUCUUUAUUCGGUAUGUCCAGCUGUCUGGUUGUCCUGGUCUCCUACGUGGCCAUCAUCUCUGCCAUCCUGAGCAUCCAUUCAGCUGAGGGCAAGCGCAAAGCCUUCUCCACCUGUGCCUCCCACCUCACCACUGUGAGCAUCUUCUACGGGACGGCGCUUUUUAUGUACCUAAAGCCCAGCUCAGACAGCUCAAGAGAAGACAAAUGGGCUGCGGUGCUCUACAUCGUGGUGACUCCCAUGCUGAAUCCCUUGAUCUACAGCCUGAGGAACAAGGAGGUGAAGGAGGCUCUGAGGAGAUUACAGAAUGAAAUUCUAUUUCAAGACGGUGUUGUAAAAUCAUUAAGGGCUGUAAUAAUCACCCUCAGGCUGCCAACCCCUUUAGCAAGAAAAAUAGAGACGACAGAAAAUAACUGA